Chrysochloris asiatica (Cape golden mole) is the source of this 576-nucleotide messenger RNA. RefSeq names its product steroid hormone receptor ERR2-like. The transcript has 2 exons. NCBI's taxonomy places the organism in Eukaryota, Metazoa, Chordata, Mammalia, Afrosoricida, Chrysochloridae. The coding region runs from base 1 to 576 and encodes 191 amino acids. The record is from RefSeq and is a predicted model, not a curated record.
AUGCAACGCUGCCUGUCCUGCACCAUCCUCACUAUCAUUACGGCUGAGCUCACUGCUGCCGCUACUGAGUCAGUCCACAGGGGGAACCAAAUGAGCCUGCUGCAGAGCCCCUGGAUGGAGAUUCUUAUCCUGGGCAUUGUGUACCACUCAAUGCCUUAUGAUGACAAGCUAGUGUACCCUGAGGACUACAUCAUGGAUGAGGAGCGUUCCCAUCUGGUGGGGCUGCUCCAGCUCUACUGGGUCAUCCUGCAGCUGGUGCGCAGGUACGAGAAGAUCAAGGUGGAGGAGGAGAAGUUUGAGACUCUCAAGGCCCUGGUCCUAGCCAACUCAGAUUCCAUGUACAUUGAUGACCUGGAGGCUAUCCAGAAGCUGCAGGACCUGCUGCACCAGCCGCUGCAGGACCACGAGCAGAGUCAGUGCCACGAGGAGCUGCGGAGGAUGGGCAAGCUGCUGUUGACACUGCCCCUGCUGCUGCAGAUGGUGGCCAAGGCCUUGCAGCACUUCUACAGCGUCAAACUGCAAGGCAAGGUGCCCAUGCACAAAUUCGUCCUGGAAAUGCUGGAGGCCAAGGCCUGA